AUGGAAGAGGAGGCAACAAGACUAAGAAAACCGGAAAAAUGGCGACGCGGGGGUCGACUCCAUCGAUUCCUUGUGCUCCUCGCUACUAGAGAUUCUAGCCGAAAGCGAGGAUGUUUCCUCCAAAGCCGAGCUUGCAACCUUAACCUUGGGCUGGCGGAACAAGUUUCUCCCGACCGAGAAACCGCUGCUCGAGGAAACGACGCCGACAACUUCAGCGAUGUGGCCGGCGACAUCGCGCAGUGGGCUGCGGACAACAGCCGGGGAGGAGAGUUCACCAAGGUGCUCGAAGCCGUCAGGCGAGACUCGGGAGUCGUGUCCGUCGACACUCGCGCGGUGCUGAAGCAAGGGAGAGGGAAAGGUGCAAGGGCCCAAAUCGACAAGGUACACGUCGACAUCCGCGCGGCGACUCCCGCGCAGGCGCGCGUGGCGAGGGCGCUGCUCCAGACGCACUUCAAGAGCCGGUCAGAGCUGCUGCGCCUGGAGCAUGCCCGGCGGUCCAUGGAGGGCAGCCUGUCGGCCUUCGAGCGCGAGGUGUCCCAGGGCCUGCGCGUCCAGUUCGCCUCCCGACCGGAAUGGAUUGGGCUUCUCGUCGGCAAGGCUGGGUCUCGAAUACGAGGCUUGCGAAAAUCCACGGGGUGCAGCAUCGAGGUCAUCGACGGCGGCGGCGGCGGGGGGCGGGGAGGUCCUGACGGGAGUUGUGGAGGGGGAGGGGGUGGUGGCGGUGGUGGCCACAAGGCGGCGAGGGGGCAACCGCCUGCGCCCUCGUCGUGCAGGGUGGUGAUCUGCGGGCCGGACGCGGGCAGCGUGCAGAGAGCACGAGAACAGAUGGAGCUGACGGAAGUCAGGAUAGCGGUGAACCCUCAGCAGGCUGCCGUGCUGGGGCGUCUCCCCCGCGCUAAACUGCUAGACCUUCGACAGCAGAGCCAGUGCAUGGUGGUCGAUCUUCUUCAGUCUGGUUCGGCCUGUCAAGGGAGACAGCAGCAGCAGCAGCAGCAGCAACAACAACAACAACAACAACAGAACGCUCCUCCUACCAAAAACAAUUCUUCGUCAUCGGGAGCUGUGACGGGGGUGAUGUCGGUUAGAGUGAUCGGGCCUCGUCCUACCGUGGACAGCGCGCGCCUGCUCCUCGGAGUGGUCCUGGAGUACAUGGAUCGGGAGAGGGAACUGCGCGAGGGUGACAACGUCGUGCGGGGAAAGCUUCUGGACAUGCAGGCGAGCUUCGGGCACCCAGGCACCGCUCGGCCCGCGGCAUGGGCUGCAAAAGCCGGGAGAGGUGGCUAUGGCAGGAGAGCACCACCACCGGGAACAUCACCAAACUCGACGGGCGAAAACCGAGAGGCCAACCAGCGGGACGACUAG
Messenger RNA from Ectocarpus siliculosus, 1362 nucleotides. The record is from the annotation of a GenBank genome assembly. Lineage: Eukaryota; Phaeophyceae; Ectocarpales; Ectocarpaceae.